AUGUCAUCGAUCGGCUCCGGAUAUGAUUUAAGUGCUUCCCAAUUUUCUCCUGACGGUCGCGUCUUUCAAGUUGAAUAUGCCAACAAGGCAGUCGAAGCAAGUGGAACUAUCGUCGCACUACGAUGCAAAGAUGGUGUUGCAUUUGCAGUAGAAAAGAUCGUCACCUCUCGUCUCUAUGAAUCUGGUUCCAAUAAACGAAUCCAUAAUGUUGAUCAACAUAUUGGAAUGGCUGUAGCUGGUCUUCUAGCAGAUGCUCGACAACUCUUAACUGUCGCUCGUGAUGAGGCUAAACAAUAUAAAUAUGACUAUGGAGUGUCGAUCCCGGUGAAAUAUCUAGCUGAUCGACUUGCUAUGUACAUGCAUGCUUAUACAUUGUAUGGAUUUGUUCGACCAUUUGGCUGUUUCAUCCUCUUGGCUGCUUAUGAAAGUGAUGGUCCACAACUGUAUGGUGUCGAACCAUCAGGUGUGACUUAUAAUUACUUUGGUAUUGCUGUUGGGAAAGCACAACAAACAGCGAAGACUGAAAUUGAAAAAUUGAAGUUGUCGGAAUUAAAAUUGGAAGAUGGAAUCAAAGAAGCAGCAAAGAUUAUCUAUCAAGUUCACGAUGAAGUCAAAGAUCGAAUGUUCGAGUUAGAACUCAGUUGGGUGGGAAAAGUUAACGAUGGCAAACAUGAACGAGUACCAACAAACGUCUUUGAAGAUGCUGAAAAAUUCGCUAAAGCAUCGUUGGAAGAAGCAGAUGAUGAUGACGAUGAAAUGUAG
This is a messenger RNA of Adineta ricciae, 762 nucleotides long. Lineage: Eukaryota; Metazoa; Rotifera; Eurotatoria; Adinetida; Adinetidae. The record is from the annotation of a GenBank genome assembly.